Molecule: messenger RNA, 1305 nt
Organism: Fomitiporia mediterranea MF3/22
Lineage: Eukaryota; Fungi; Basidiomycota; Agaricomycetes; Hymenochaetales; Hymenochaetaceae
Exons: 7
Coding region: 1-1233 (410 amino acids)
Source: RefSeq, a predicted model, not a curated record
AUGCCGCCGACGAGGUCUCUGCUCUCGGAUUAUUCGCAUGAUCAUCCAUUUGCGUUCAGUGAUCAGGCGACCGUUAUCAGCAAGAACACCGCUUGGUUCCAGGAAUCUGUCUCUCCUCUUGAUGAUCUAGUCGAGCUCUCUGCCAGUUCUCCCUCCUAUACAGAAGCACAAAGCAUCUCCGGAGAAGUACAGCUUAAUUUAAGGACCCCUGAUCGAGUCAAGUCUGUUUCAAUAUCAGUGGAAGGUUAUUAUUCCAUUCCAGGUUACGAUGCGAAGACAUUCCUGCAUGUAUCUGAGACGCUAUGGGAUAGCUCGAUGGGAGAUCCUCGAUCGAGCGGUAUGUUCCUUUCGCAAGGCGCAGAUCAUCCGGGUAAACUGAACGGAAAAUAUGCUUGGUCAUUCAAAAUCGAUUUUCCAAGGACAUUGGAAAUGACUACCAAACAAGAGAAACGCGCAAGCCAUGGUGCUCGAAGUGGUGCGAGGCUGCCUCCGUCGCUGCGCGGCUCCCACGGUAAAGCUCGCAUUGGGUACGAGGUUUGUGUGCGAUUAAAACGUCCUGGUUGGCGAUUUGGGAAUAGUUUAACAGUUCCCAUAACAUAUAUGAUUUCGACACGACCUGCUCCGGCAUCUUUCCUGAGACGGCUAGCCUAUCAAAACAAAACACCCGUGCCGUCACACGUUGACGAUCCGCCCGGCUGGAUGCUCUACCCUGGAGUCCAGGUGAAUGGCGUGCUACAAAGAAGUCAGAUUACUUUCUCAUGCAUGCUUGCUCUUGCUUCUCCGCUGUCUUAUACGCGUGGGUCAUUUAUACCAUGCGCCUUGGUAAUCGAAAGCAACGAUCAUAAAGUCCUGGAAGCGAUGUCAAGUCCUUCAGCGGUGCGGGUCGUAUUAAGACGAAGGCUCAUUUUGUAUUCCAAGCUCGGUGGCGAACUUGCUCUUGAUGAGCAAGAGAACAUAAUUGCCAAGGCGUCUUGGAUACCCGAGCAUACUUCCGCGCGGGAGCAAUCAAUAUUUAGCAGGAUCUUACAAGGAGAAAUUAGCAUUCCGCCCAACGCGGCCCCUUCAUUCGACUUCGGCAGGCUGGCAAUGAAGUACGAUGUAAUUAUCUUUCCAUUCGAGAUACCUGGGUUUACUUCGAUUGAAAAUAGUCCUCUUACUCGAGCCGAAGUUGCCAUUACGACCAUGCCCGCUGAGGGACCUUUACCGCUGUCCCAGUGUACAUCUGGGAGAUGAAACCCGUCUUUGGAGUCCUGGUGGCCCUCUUGACGACGAAACGAAUAUUGUCUAUACCUUGAAACAGACCUC